Dreissena polymorpha is the source of this 3918-nucleotide messenger RNA. Its product is annotated as plexin-A2-like. The transcript is spliced from 8 exons. Gene Ontology annotation, molecular function: semaphorin receptor activity. Gene Ontology annotation, biological process: sensory neuron axon guidance; semaphorin-plexin signaling pathway involved in axon guidance; motor neuron axon guidance. Lineage: Eukaryota; Metazoa; Mollusca; Bivalvia; Myida; Dreissenidae. Gene Ontology annotation, cellular component: semaphorin receptor complex. The coding region runs from base 136 to 816 and encodes 226 amino acids. The record is from RefSeq and is a predicted model, not a curated record.
UGUGUUUAUUUGCUUAUUGUGUUGUGUAAAAUGACUGAUGAAAGCUGUUUUGUACAUUGCAGAUGAUGCUGAGGUGUAGUUAAGUCAUUAGGGAAAGAACUUGACAAAACCAGUUCCUGUAUCAUUUCCUGGCUUAUGAUGAAGAGAUCUGCUUUUGGACUUAAAGUUGCACGAGCUGCACAGAGAGUACGUUUGGCUGCAAGUGGUGCCAUGUUGCGGGGACUGCGUGUCAGUGAUGCAGCACCAGCCUGCCCGGAUCAGACUACAGCUGCAGUUCGAUCCCCUGUCAAGUGUCCACAAUUGGAGACUACCUCCUAUGACACUGACGUGGUUGUACAUUCCGGCCAGAAUAAGAGCAUCAGUGUACGUGUGGCGGACAUUCAGCCAGACCAGAUGGACAAUGUCCUCUGCCUGUUCACGUACAGCUGGGAAGUGAAGUACUCCACAUGGAAAAUCACGUCCUCCAACCUCGAGUGUGAGGCUCUCCAGUUUGAGUUCUCUGACGUCAUGUUGCCCAUAGUAACCGUUCAGUUCACCGUGACGAGUGGGAAGAACAGCGUUCCAUUGGAUAAUCCACAAAAUAUCAAAGUCCGCAUCUACAAGUGUGGUACCAUGGUAACCAACUGCGGUCAGUGCCUUAGUAUGGACCCGGAACACGAGUGUGGCUGGUGUGUGGGUGCAAGCCCCACAUGCUCCCUGCAGACUCUCUGCCCUGCCUCUGACUGGCUCGACCGCUCAGCUGUCUGUCCCAACCCUCAGAUACUCGGGGUACGUGUGGCCAUAAUGCAGGAGAUGAUGCCAAUGAUUCACCAUUAGAAGACAUGACGGUAACGGUGGCCCAGAACUCUGCUCAACUAGAGUUCUAGCAACAUUCUGACAUGCUCACAAACAACAAAACGUACUACCGGAUGAUGCUGAGGAUGUAGUUCAGUCAUUAGGGGGAGAGCUUGACAUAACCAGUUCCUGUAUCAUUUCCUGGCUUAUGAUGAAGGUGUGCCCUAUGUUAAAGGAAUGCUGAAGAGCAACAAAUAGAAACCGAUGACUUUGUAGAAGAUUCAUAUGAUUAUGAUAAUGAUGCCGAUUACAUCUCAUCAGAGGAAAGUGACAGUGAUUGUAAAGGCACAGUAUAUCCAGAACGAGACACAGUGAACAUAUACGUUGAGGAAAGUUUAAAUGUCAUACAAGGAGAUGGAGACAAAGAACAGGUUGAAAUAGGAAAAUCCAGUAUCAAACUAGUGAAUGUACAGAAAGAAACCAUACACAUAGCUACCUCAAAGAAUACUAAUAUGUGUAAUUUUAAUUAAUGCUUUUGCAAUGCUUUGCAAUACCUAAAUAUGUAUAAAGCCAAAAUGAAAACCUCAAGGUGCUUUAAAAAAAAAGAAAAUUAACAUUGUUGAUAAAAAGCUGCCAGCUUUAAUCUCAUGUUUGUUUACAUUAUGUUUGUUUUUGUGCGUAGUAUACAUUCUGUAUCUUAAUAGCGUGUAACAACUAGUCCUCCAUGGUGCAGUGGAAGAGUACUCGCCUGCAGAUCUGGAUGUCUUCAGUUGGAAUCCUUCUACUGGCUUAGUGUUUUUUUUCCUAGAAUGUUGAAAUUUAAGAAAUGUUUUGAUAAUACACAUUGACAGCAAAAAUACAACGUUUACAUGUUGAAAUAAGUGAUAAAUCUUAUUGCAUUGUUAUAUUAUAUUAUUGAUUUGACAUAUAGUGUUAUUUCUUAUUCUGAAAUAUUCGUAUUGACUUACCGGUCCAGCAUCUUUAAACAAUGUACGGAUCAACAUACAAAUGUACCUAAAUAGAAAAAUAACCUAAUCUGUUUAAAUAGCUUGGCAAAGUGAUGACCUGUUUUACACAAUGAAACACAUUUUUUGUAAUAUAGGUUUUAAACUGUUAAUUAUGGUUGUGGUAGAUGCAAUUGAGUUAGAGACUAAAAAUGAAAGUGGCAUGGCUUAUCUAAAAAUUUGUUGUCCAAUCCCUCCUAAUGUGCAGUUGGCAGAUCAUCACAACUUGUAAAUGAACAGUUUAUAUUGGAGAAUUAUGUGAACAAGUUAGAGUACAUAUUCCUGAAUAACAUGGUUGUCUUCGUUUAAGGGCUGAGUUUGUGUCAAAGUUUCUCUGUUAUGUAUGUCAUAGGAAUGUUUACUUAUACAAGGUAAUUGAUAAUUCUAAUAUUUUUCAUAUCAUUCUGGGAGUUUUCAAUCAGCAGUUUUUAACACAAAAAUCUAAUCUGUUGUAGUUAAAACUAUUUGUGAUUUGAACCCAAACAGGGCAUCCCUUAGCUUAGCUUAUUAUUUUUAAUGGCCCAUUUUCAACAUAUUGUUGGUAUUAAACUAGUAAAAUGGUUCAUUUAUGUUAUACUUUGAUAAUUAUUUGGUUGAGAAUAAUGGCCUUUCUAGAUCACAUGCCUCAAAGUGACAGGGUGAGCCUUUAGGCUCAGUCUUCAUGGUGCGUCGUCAAACUUUAUGCUGUGAACACAAGAGGCCAAAUGCUCUGCACAGCUGGGUCAGAAGAAUAAUUUUGAUAUCUUAGUAAAACCUUAUGAACACUGUAGUUGUCAAAUUUUGAUUGUAUCUUCACCAAACUACUGUAGUUGUCAAAUCUUAAUUGUAUCUUCACCAAUCCUUGUCAGAAUGUUUGUCUUAAUGAUAUGUAAACCAAGUUCUGACAUGGGUCAUCUGGGGCAAAAAACUAGGUCACCAGUUCAAUAAAUAUUUUAAUGAGUCAACAGAAAUUGUCAUUUGAGCGAUAUAGGGCUAUCUUGGCCCUCUAGUUUAUGUUGUAUUAAUAAGUAAAUCUGUUUGCUGUUGUAAACAAACUAAAGUGUUAAAUUUGUUCGAAUGAAAAUUGCAGACUUUGCAGUUAAUCUUAGUGCAUGGGCCAUCUUUUAUAGAAACGAUUUUUGCUUAAUAUGAUAGGGAUCUAUUUAUUAUGUUGACUAGAAAGCUUUUUGAUACAUAAAUAUGUCAAUUUUGCAUUAUGUUGCUUGACUUUUAAAUAAUUGACCCUUUAUAAUAUCACUUAACUACUAUAUAAUGGUUUUAAGUAUAAUGAGGAUUAUUUUUAUAAAAUCAUUUACUGAUAUUUAAAAAGGUGAGCUUUUAGAAUCAUUCUCUGUUUGGCAUCGUGCGUCAUCAGUCUUUACCUUGUGAACUCAAUUUUAAGCCUAAUUUUAGCAAAAAAGGGUCAAGAUGUUAAUAUUGACACAAUUGGACAAGUUUGAUAGUGGGCCAUUUGAGGUGAAAAAGUAGGUCACAAGGGCCAAAUAAGGGAAAAACAUUAUGAACACUUUAGAAAUCACUUUUUUGAUUGGAUCUUCAUGAAACUUUGUCAAAAUGUUUUUUUUCAAUAAUAUGUAGGUCAAGUUUGAUAAUGGGUCGUUUCCGGUCAAAUAUUAGGUCACUAGGGCAAAUUUCUGGAAAACCUUGUAAAUACUUAAGAAGUCACUGUUUCGAUUGUAUCUAUACCAAAUUUUGUCUGAAUUUCUACCUUAGCUAUAUGUAGGUCAAGAUCUGGGGUAAAAAAUCUAGGUCAUGCAUCAAAACAAAGUUUUAAUGAGUGAUUAGUGAUUGUCAUAUAAGCAAUAAAGGGCAAUCUUGGCCCUCUUGUUUCAUUAAGUGGAACUAAAACACAGAUUAACCAGUUAUUUUCUGAUGAUUCGUAUUUCUACAAUGUAGUUGAAUAACAAUUUAAGUCUGUUGUCGAUAUUGUUGAUGCAUGAUUUACAAUGUGUGUAUAAAAUAUUGUCAUUCAAGCAAGAUUUUUCAAUAUUUCAUGUUAAUAUUUAUAUCAAAUUCUAUAAAAUAAAACUACCGUAAGCAAUCUCUAAUUUAAACCUCUGUGCAUUUACUUUAUGACAAACAUGCUCACUAUUGUACUUUCUUUGUACUUAAGAAUAGUUGAGAAAAUACAAAUCAGAAAAUA